Messenger RNA from Purpureocillium lilacinum, 186 nucleotides. Lineage: Eukaryota; Fungi; Ascomycota; Sordariomycetes; Hypocreales; Ophiocordycipitaceae. The record is from RefSeq and is a predicted model, not a curated record.
AUGCAGAUUUUGGUGCUAUCAAAGUACCCACUACCAUGCACCGACUCCGCGAUCCAGGCCCGCAGCUACCCGGCACCAGGCCCUGGGAAAUCGGGUUCAGUCAGUUCCAAUCAACUCAUCAACGCAACUCAACUCAAUAUUAUGAUGAUAUUGAGUUGGUUGAUUAGUAAGAACAAGCUCCGUUGA